Molecule: messenger RNA, 1413 nt
Organism: Folsomia candida
Lineage: Eukaryota; Metazoa; Arthropoda; Collembola; Entomobryomorpha; Isotomidae
Gene: CycC
Product: cyclin-C
Exons: 8
Coding region: 149-952 (267 amino acids)
Biological process (GO): positive regulation of transcription by RNA polymerase II
Cellular component (GO): mediator complex; nucleus
Molecular function (GO): cyclin-dependent protein serine/threonine kinase regulator activity
Source: RefSeq, a predicted model, not a curated record
GCAGAUGAGAAUUAUUUAUUCCGUCUAGGCUGAAAAAUUUUGGAAAUUUUGAACUUCAAAAUUUGAAAGUAUUUUAUAGUUUCGCAAAGGAAACUUUACACUUCACGGGUGAUAAGUGGUUAUCAAGAGGAGGAAGAGGUGGGGAAAGAUGGCAGGCAACUUUUGGCAGAGUUCUCAUUGGCAGCAAUGGAUUCUGGAUAGAUGGGACGUAGUCCGUGACAGGCAAGGGGAUUUGUCACUAUUGACGGAGGAAGAAUACCAAAAAAUUUUAAUAUUCUUUUGCAGUUUCAUGCAAUCCUUGGGAGAAUCAUUAAAAUUAAGACAGCAAGUUAUAUCAACAGCGAUCGUUUAUUUUAAAAGAUUUUACGCACGAAAUUCUUUAAAAUGCGUGGACCCAUUAUUACUCGCACCGACAGCGGUUUUCUUGGCUUCUAAAGUUGAAGAAUUUGGAGUUAUAUCGAAUUCAAGAUUGGUCCAGACGUGUCAUCAAGUUGUGAAGAACAAGUUUAACUACGCAUACAGCCAGGAAUUUCCCUACAGAACGAAUCACAUUUUAGAAUGUGAGUUUUAUCUCUUGGAGAAUAUGGAUUGUUGCCUCAUUGUUUAUCAACCUUAUCGACCCCUCACACAAUUCAUCCAGCAAGAUUUGGGGCAUGAAGAACAAUUACUUCCGACGGCUUGGAGAAUGGUGAAUGACAGUUUGAGGACAGAUUGCUCACUUUUAUACCCGCCGUAUCAAAUCGCAUUAGCCUGUUUACAAAUGGCGUGUGUCGUAAUGCAGAAAGACUGCAAAGCCUGGUUUGCCGACUUGAACGUGGACAUGGAAAAACUUCAAGAAAUUAGCAGAUACAUUCUCAGUUAUUACGAUUUGUGUAAAAAUUACGAUGAAAAGAAGGAAAUCAAGAUGAUUUUGGAUAAAAUGCCAAAACCAAAAUCGCAACCGAGCAGUUAAUGGUUGGUUAAAACAAACAAGGCAAACGUAUGUUUGUUGUUGCUGUUCCAGACCUCCAUCGUCAAUGGGCGAUCCGUCUUCUUCCGACCAGCAAAAUCAUCAGAAUCAAAUGACACUCAACACGGGAUGACUAUAAUAAGCAUGAAAAUUGAUACGAGUCGUGCUUUCUCCACCCACCUCCCUUUCCCAAAGAUUUCAAAAACUACGGUGCCUGAUGAUGAUGAUAUUUUCGAGGGUUAACUGGUGACAUUUCGAUCUAUUUUACAUAAUAAUAUAUUAAAACCUAAACGUGUUACCGAGUAGCUGAUUUAUAAUAACCGAUAUGUAUUUGUGGUGUUCUUAAAAAAAUUAAUUUACUUGUUAGCAUAAUUUUUAAGAACAGUUGUUUCAAUUUAGUUUUCAUACAUUAAAGUUAUUUUCUUUAUUUCGAACUUGAAAUAAAGUAAUCGUAAUCUCCAAAA